This is a messenger RNA of Puccinia triticina, 1179 nucleotides long. RefSeq lists its product as uncharacterized. The coding region runs from base 1 to 1179 and encodes 392 amino acids. The record is from RefSeq and is a predicted model, not a curated record. NCBI's taxonomy places the organism in Eukaryota, Fungi, Basidiomycota, Pucciniomycetes, Pucciniales, Pucciniaceae. The transcript has 4 exons.
AUGGCUCUCCCGGACCCCACCAGCGACCCCGCGAACAGCCAUCGCCCACAAACACCACCACCACCACCCGCCGAGCCAGCCAGCAGCAACAGCCUCGCCUCCAAGGACCCAUCCACCCCCGAAAACAGCGCCGACGGCCAGCAGCCCGCCAGCAACCCCUCCUCCACCACCGGCUCCAGCUCCAGCUCCAACCCCCAGACCAACAGCCCCGGCACUGGCACUGGCCCGGCUACUCCCGCCCCAGGCCAGGGCACCGGCUCAGCAACCACUCCUCCCUCCACCGGCGGCACAAACACACCCCCCGGCGGAGGAGCGCCGAACAACUCCAGCCAGCCCACCAAGCCCACCGACCCGCUCGUCCCGGUCCCCCUUCCCUCGCCAAGCCCACUCCCCUCGCCACCCACCCCUGGCACCAACAGCUCCACCCCCAGUACCACAACCCCGACCACCCCGACCACCACCCCCACCACCACCACCACCAACAAUACCAACACCACCAACACCACCACGCCCACGAACCCCAAGACGGACAACAACCAGCCCGCGAACGUCGUGCCCAUAGUCACCAACAAGGGGUCCACUAACAACAACCCCGGCGGCGUCAGCACUAUCACCACCACCAUCAGCGCUCCCUUUGGCCCCGCCACCGGCCACAAGAACACCACUGCUGCCGCCUCAUCGCCUCCGCCGGACACUUCCAGCGGCCUGUCCAGGGGGGCCAUCACAGGCAUUGCCGUCGUCGCCGGGAUCAUCGGAUUUGUGCUGCUGUUCUGGGUGGGUGUGCAGAUCUUGCAGUCCAAGCGCCGUCGCCGCGAGGAGGCGGAGAUGCAGGAGAUCGACUUCGACCCGACGGGCAACGGGAGCGUGGCUGGCGAGCUGCCCGAGCUCGUCGACCCCGCCCACCAGCUCGAGUACGACUCCGACCUCCAGCGCCACCCCACCCUCGGCGCCGCUUCCGCCUACUCCAACCCCUCCGCCCACCAACACUACUACCCCGCCGCCCCCGCCGCCCCGCCCAGGCAACCGGCCCCGUACCCUGCCUACGCCCCCGGCCUCUAUACCCCGCCGCCCCCUCCUAACCAGAUCAGAUACGAACCCCCGAGCGCUAUGAGCUACGACUACAACUCCGCCCAGUACCCCGGCGCGAAUACGAACCCCCACAGCGACUACUACCGCUAG